CUAUUCUCAGUAUUCUGUUUAGUUUACCAAUGGCUUUCAAAGGAAAGGAAGAUUGUUUUGGUUGUAAAAUGCAUCUCCAAGCACCUUAUAUAAAAUGUGUUGAAUGUUCAACAUUGCUAUGUUUACAUUGUUUUGCCCAGGGAUAUGAGACAACAAGCCAUCAGAAUGAUCAUUCUUAUGAAGUAAUCUCUUUAGAUUUCUCUCUUAUUGAAAAUACUUGGACUGCAUCAGAAGAGUUGACAUUACUGGACUCUAUUGCGGAAUGUGGUCUUGGCAAUUGGAGUGACAUUGCAUGUCGAAUCAGAACAAAAAGUGCGGAGGAAUGUGAAACUCAUUACUUAGAUAACUAUAUCAAUUAUCCACAACAACCAUUGCAGAGAAUUCUUCAACAUACAACUCCUGAAAUUCAUAACUUCUACCGAAUGAUACCAUACGAGCCAGCCGAUGAUCCACCCAGGCCAAAAGAUGACCCUGGCCAAGCUAUAGAUGUGGCACAAUAUAUGCCAUGCCGAGGGGACUUUAACGUUGAGUAUGAUAACUUUGCUGAAUGCGAUAUCAAGGACGUGGAAUUUGAUUGUGAAGACACAAAUGAUGAAGAACUGAAAGUUGCUGCAGUUGACAUUUACCUUUCCCGUGUGAAGGAACGAUGCUUUCGCAAACGAAUUAUCAAGGAUCAUGGUUUAAUAAAUGUCCACAAGACAGAACUUACUGAACGAAGCCUUUCAAAAGUUGAAAAAGACUUGAGGGAUAAACUGAAGCCGUUUGCAAAGCUUCGUACAGCUGAGCAACAUGAACAGUUUAUCCAGGGUUUAUUAUUAGAAGAUUCGUUGAAGCAAGAAAUAUGUGAAUUACAACAUUACCGAAGUGUUGGUCUGACAUUGAAAGAUAGUGCUAAGAUAUAUGAAAUAUCACGACGGGAAAGAAUAAAGCAUGUGAACAAGGGAAAUAUGCUUAAUGACAUCUUAAGUUUGCUUGAAGAUAAAGUCGCUUGCCAGACUUGGUUACAAAAACAAGCCAUCUCUCAAAGCUUGGUUGCUGUUUCUUCAUUCCCAAUACCAUCGUUAGGACGUAAACCUGCCACAAGGUUGGACAUCACAGGCACACCUGGUGUGGAAAGAUUGACCGAGGAAGAACGAGAAUUGUGUUCAAAGCUGAGGUUGUUGCCUCAUUCAUACAAUCACUAUAAACAGAUGUUGAUUAAGGAGAAUCAGUUAUUAGGAUCUCUGAAGUUAGCGCAAGCAAGAGCUCUUAUCAAGAUUGAUGUGAACAAAACAAGAAAGCUGUAUGACUUUUGUGUAAGACAUAACUGGAUCACCAGAUGUGACAACUAG
Messenger RNA from Paramuricea clavata, 1331 nucleotides. The record is from the annotation of a GenBank genome assembly. Lineage: Eukaryota; Metazoa; Cnidaria; Anthozoa; Malacalcyonacea; Plexauridae.